UUUGGAGCCUGUAAUAUAAUCUUUCACUCAUUCAAUCUUAUACAAAAUUCUACUCCCACAUCUUCAGCCCAGGUACUCUCCCCUUUUAAACCUAGUAGCCAGGCUAACGGGGCCCUCAUUCAUGGAAAUAUGCUGCUCCAGCGAGAGGAAAUCAGAAACCGUAAGCUUGGCCUGCACAUCCCGAAUGUACCGAACCUAAUUUCUCAGUGCCAUGAGAACAACCCGUCAAUCAUUGGCUCUUCCGUCUCCAUUCCUAUAGUUCAGCCUCAAAAUGUCCGAAUCCCUUUUCAGCCUCAAGGCCUCAGCAAUCAGCCUCCUCAUUGCUCAUCUCAUCCGCUCACUCCCUCUUCAUUCCCAUCGCCACUGCCGCUGCCUGUUCUAACUCCUGUCCAUUCGGUCAAAGAAGACAAUCAACCUUCACCACGGACAUCAGAUCUCGAAGAGCACGUAGACGACACAAUCGAGAAGUACAAAGGAAUAGCUGCCUGGCAAAAUUGGUGCCCAAAGGGUCAGCUGAUCUCAGACCAAGCAGGAAGUCAGUAA
This is a messenger RNA of Protopolystoma xenopodis, 543 nucleotides long. The record is from the annotation of a GenBank genome assembly. NCBI's taxonomy places the organism in Eukaryota, Metazoa, Platyhelminthes, Monogenea, Polystomatidea, Polystomatidae.